AUGAGGAGGUAUGACGGCACAGGCGAUCCCCAGGAGCACGUCCUGACAUACCAGGCGGCUAUGAUGCCCAUGGGGUCAUCGGACGCCUUGAUGUGUUGCGCGUUCUUCUCUACGUUGUCAGGGGGGGCGCAGCGAUUGUUCACGAACCUGAAAGGCGGCUCGCUGGGCUCGUUCCAAGAUCUGGCCACCGGGUUCAUUACCGACUUCCUGAGAGGGAGGAGGCGCAAGAAGCAUUUCACGCAUCUCGCUAGCGUCAAGCAAGGGGAGGAUGAAACCCUUACCGAGUUCCUUGCGCGGUGGAGGAAGGAGGAAGCCGAAGGAGAGGACAUGGAUGACCGGUCCGCGAUGGUCAUGUUCAUCGCAGCCCUCCGUGCCGGGGAACUAUGCAAGAGCCUCCGCCGCAAGGCCCCCGGGUCGUACGCGACCUUGAUGAUGAAGGCAGACCGGUAUGCCGAAGCUGAAGAGGCCAACCGCAUGAAGCGUCUAGAAGAACACAACAGUAGCAAGAAGCCGCAGCUCGAGGAACCACCACACCCCAAGAAGCGGACUAAUUACUUGCAGGAGGGUCUGGAGGAUAGGAAGGCAUGGAGAAAAGAGUUAGAGAUCCUCAUACAAGCAGGAAAGUUGACGAAUUUCAUAGACUGGGAGCGGCUGGCUGCGAGAAGCGCUAGGCGCUUGACGGUUGGGCCUGCAGGGGAGGCUAAGGAAAACUCGACUGACUUUAGGGAAGGCCCGGGAAAGCGCCCAGUGUUCAAUGUCAUCUUUGGAGGAGGGGCCCCGAGGGAAGAUGGAGGCAGUUAUGUAUGUGCAGUGGACGAACACCCCCAGUUGAAAAGGCCCCGUCGGGAACCGAUUUGGUUUUUUGACAACGACUUGCCAGCAAGGGAGACUACCUCGAAGGACGCGCUCGUAGUCGCCAUGAUGGUCAACGGGGUCUGCGUCAUGCGUGUGCUUGUGGACACGGGGAGCAGUGUCAACGUGAUGUAUCAUGACGUCUUCGUAAAGUUAGGGCUGAGCGAGGAUCAGCUCCGACCAGUGAGGACGCCACUGGCUGGUUUCACUGGAGACACCAUAGAGAUAGAGGGGUCGAUAGUGCUCCCCGUGGAGAUCGGCAGCCCCCCGCACGUGAGAAAAGUGGACAUGCAAUUCCUUGUGGUCAGGAUAGUAUGCGCCCAUAACCUCAUCUUAGGGAGGCCUGGGCUGGCAGGGUUGGGCGGACUUAUUUCAAUGGAGCAUUUAUGUUUGAAAUUCCACACCCCUGGGGGAGUGGGGACGGUAUGGGGUGAUCAGCACCUUGCCUGA
Molecule: messenger RNA, 1302 nt
Organism: Ipomoea nil (Japanese morning glory)
Lineage: Eukaryota; Viridiplantae; Streptophyta; Magnoliopsida; Solanales; Convolvulaceae
Exons: 2
Coding region: 1-1302 (433 amino acids)
Source: RefSeq, a predicted model, not a curated record